AUGCCGCACGAGAUAGCUGAUUCGGAUGCUGAAUCCGACUUUAACUCUCCCCAAAAGUUGUUGGUCACACUUGAUGGCGCACAUGAGGCCGGAAUUCCCUCUGUAGCUUCCCAGAUCAAUUUUGAGGAUUACAUGGACCCGACACAACGCCUAUCGUUCUCAAGCAACCUUCAAAGUGGCGAAAAAGCCACCAAUAGCACCAACAGCACCAUCAGACUUUUUGAUGGGAUGCAAGACGCACAUGAUGCACUAAAUGCCAGUCCUUCUGAUGGUCGAAGCACAGAUUCCAUGAACGUGUCAUCAAUCAUGCGGUCCAAGAAACGAGCACACAGUGUCAUGCAUGAAAGUUCGCACACCUCUGACUUUGAUGCUCCAAUCACAGCUUCUAAAGUCAAACGAACCAAGACCUACGGCCAUCGCUCGAAAACUGAUGGAUCAGAGCACAACGAUCUCUUUGCCGCAUCCUUGGAACCACCCUUUGAAACAGCCAACAUAUCUGCAGAACAACGAACCGCUGAUAAAAUAACUCCAAAGACUUCCAUGUAUCCAGAUGAGGCCUCUGAUCCAGACAUACCUAGCUUGAGUACUGCCGACUAUCCGAAACAGAUCAGUUUCUUCGACCAUUCGAUGCCAAACUCACUGCAAAACAUUACGACCUCGACUGCCUCUAUCGGGGGCUAUGCUUCCAUAAAUCUCAACUAUCGAGGCUCUGGUGAAGUUGAUGUCAACUCAAACCCCUUUGGCUCCGUUAGCCAAGUCUCUCUAGAUGAAGGCGUAAAUCCAGUCGAGACUGAAAGGGCCACAAGCAUGUUCUACGAUGAUCGGUCACCUCUAUUGCCUGACCAGCAGAGGGAAGAUUUGUAUAUUAUCAACGAAACCAAUUCACUGCCUCAACCUCUGUCGGUUGGCCCAUCGUGGGAACAUCCUCCUACUGUCAGUUCCCCAAAUGAUGGAAAUCCACCCCGAGACGGAUCUACCAAUGUGCAGGACAAGAACGAUUGGGCAGUGUCAACCUCGAAGCCAAUCAGUAUGACACGUACACCAACUGUCACUGAAGACCCCGUUCCCACCAAGAAACGCGGACGGAAACCGAAGAAUGCGACAGCACCCACAGAACCACCGACUGCCAUUGUACCUGACCAGGCGGCGGACGAGCAAAGCCUACCCGAUCUUGAGCCGAUACGGAGAUCUCGACAGGGUACAAUCGAUUCAGUUUCUGCAACAUCUCAAGCCUCAUCUUCAAGCAGAAAAAGGAAACGAGGAAAGUCAAAGCACUUGGCAAAACCAGACGAAGCAGCUGACAGCCAGUCACCUGUGAAACAGCUCACAAGUGAAUUGAAUCUGAGUGACGAACAAUUCAUUGGGCUUCCAAAGGAAAGCUACAAGCCACGUCCGAGCAGAUCGCGGUCAAAGAAGGUCAUGGAUGAAGAUGAAGUUCUUGCCUCCGCCAAAACUGUGGAAGUUGCAACUGAAACUCCUGCAAAAAACAAGACCUUGUCAAUGCACCUAUCACCUCAGGGUGCACAAUCCUCUGUUACAACGGGAAAGUCAAGUACUAAGAAGAGUGGCCGUAAAGCUAAAGUAAAACGAGCCAAAACAGCAGGUGUUGCACUGAAACUCGCUGAGCCGAUGAUCAGUGAGGGUGAGGAAGAUGUGGUGUGGAUGGACUCAAAGCCUGCCCCCGUCAAAUUAGAGCUCCCUCGUGAUCUCAAGGUAGUGAAAAAGGAGAACAACCAAAAUGUCCUCGCUGAAGAUGCAUUGAGAGAUGAGUCUGGUCCCACUCAAGGAAGAACUACCAGCAUUACAAUCGAGAUUCCACCAGUGCUUAAUGAAUCUACAAUCAACACUGCUUCGAAACCUGCGCCUAAGAAGCGCGGUCGAAAGCCCAAAAAGCCACAACCAGACACAUCAGUGGAUGCAGACCAGGCAAACAAUGAAGUACUUCCAGCAGAGGACGAUCGAAAACCUUUGGCUGAGAAGUCGAGUAACAUUUUGCGCUCAAAAGCUAGAAGCUCCACGCCGAAGGCACCGACAGUCUCCCCAUUGUCAUCUCCCGAACCAGAACCGGAAACUGUCCCACAACAGACGACAACGCCAGCAAAGAACACAACGCCAACCAAAGCUAUUGCUGUAGAAAAGGGUCCGACUAAACACUCCCCUAUCAAUCCACCUUCACUGCCUGGUAGUGUGGGAAAGAAAAUAAUAUACCGGAUCGGCUUGUCGAGGAGACAGCACAUCCCCAGUCUACUGCGACGUGUGCAACGUGACAAAGCGCCACCAAAGAUCGUGGUGGCAAAGGAAAAAGAAAAGAAGAAAAAGAACGCCGGCGACAAUGGCAGUGAUGAUGAUGUUGAAGAUCGACGUGAAAUGAGAGGUGCUGACGGCAUGUUGGUCGAGUGGGGUGACUGA
Molecule: messenger RNA, 2409 nt
Organism: Exophiala bonariae
Lineage: Eukaryota; Fungi; Ascomycota; Eurotiomycetes; Chaetothyriales; Herpotrichiellaceae
Exons: 1
Coding region: 1-2409 (802 amino acids)
Source: RefSeq, a predicted model, not a curated record